AGCUGCAGCAAUAAACAGCUGAAGUAAAGGCAGGAAGAGGAAAUCGAGUUCCGUUUUUGUUCCCAAUAGAAAGAUGAAAACUUACGAAAGCCGUAAGAAAUUGAUACUAAAUUUAUCUAAAGAACCUGAAAAACGAACUUUCAAUUUAAAUGUUUCCCUGGAAAAUUUUAUCGAUGAACAAAAUAUCCAAAGAAAACCAGGGACUAAAAGAAAAAGAGAGCAAUUAAAUGGCAAUGAAGAAACGUUAGGAACUCCAAAGUGUCCUUUGACUUUGGGAAAGCAAAAUGAAGUAAACCGAAAUCUGUUGAGGGAAUUUGUCUUCAUAGAUGAAGCUUCUAAUAGAGCUUCUUUGGCGAGUACUCCUAAACAGAGUUCAUCCAUACUAGAAAAGACUGCAAUUUGGAACCAGAUGGGUGAGUGUAUUUGGCCUAGUCCCAUUGAAAGUGCAAGUGCCGAAAUUGUAUCGACCAAAUACACAUCGCAUGACCACCAACGAGUGGCGUUAAGGGAAAUAAACGACUUGAACAAGCACGAACAAUCUGAAAAAUCAAAAAUAUGCACAAGCUCUUUGGACGAUCAUCAGAAUGGGUAUAAAGUUCCUCGGAUUUUUCGUGAAAGCAAAAUGGAAGAGGCUCCGAAUUUCAGGAAUACUUCGACGACAACACCAUGUAACAAAAUUGAUACAGACAUAAUUAAACAAGAACAAGAAACAACAGAUUCAAUAGUUAAGGUAGUGAAUUUGGAUCCUAAACAGGAUGAUAAAGAGCAACGAUCAUCUAUGUCACAUAAUCGAGUGAAUAAAAUUGUUACAAGUGAGCAAAGAGAUGAGAGUAUCGACUAUAAACAAGGAGAAGAUACAGGAAAGCAAAGAAGUGGAUAUUCAUAUUUAACCAGAAGCAAAUCUCUCCUGUAUCAAAAUAAGAAUUCGGACAUUAAGAGUAUUUCAAAAAAUAGAAAUUCAUACAAUUUUUCUACAAACUUCAGAGUGAAGAGGCAAAAUCCUAAGAGAUUACAGAAUACACAAGAUAGGAAAUUGCGAAGAGAUUCUCAUAUUUUAACAGAAUCUCUGAAAAGAACAAAAUUUUGGAGUGGGAAAAACUUAAAUAAGAAAUUAUCGGAUCUGACAAAUUUGGAAAUCGUGUUAAGUGUUUUGGAUAAUACCGUUCAAGAAAUUAGUAAAGGGGAAACCGAUAAGAGCGUCGACGAGGCGUUGCAGUUAGUUCGAACACAACUGUGGCAAUCCAUGACAGAAAUGAAUGAAAAAGUGAUAAAUUUAACAGAAAAGAAGAGACAGGUAUCGAAACUAGCCAGAAUAGUGAAGGAAUUGGCCACGAAUCUCGAUCAGAUCGUCGAACAGAAAACAAAAUUGAAAAAAGAUUUAUUCAAAAUGAGCGAAAAGAUAAAUAAACUGCAAAGCACCAACGAAUUUAAAUGGGCAAACAAUUCGAAAGACGAAGAUUCUUAGACAUAAAACACAAAUUAAGAAUAAACAAGAGUUUAAGUUGUUUAUUUUCCGAUCUUUUGGUAUAAUAACUUGUUUAUCUGGAUUUUAUAUAAGGAAAACAUAAAUAUUAUAGAUAAAUUUUACUUAAAAACAUCUAAGUUUGAUAGGAUAUAAAGAAGAGCGUGUGAAACGAAACUGAUCCUAAAUUAUAUAACAACCACAUAGGAAUUUCAGUUUCCAUAGAUGAAAAAUAUUCAUUUUAAUUACGUUAUUCAAAAUUGUGAACUAAUUGUUUAAUAUAUUGAUCAUUUAAGUUAUUUAUUGUAUCAUGUAUUAAGUUUAUAAAGAAUAGUUAGUGUAUUGUAAUACGUAGAUCUGUGUUUUGAUGAAUAAAUUUUAGAGAACACGUGGAUUAGCAUAGGCUAAUAUAGCCUAUUUGUGAACUGUAUCUGCACAUGUUCCAUGCCAUUUUAAUCCUCCUGAGGAAGUCGUGGCUGCAAUCGGUACACUUAAACACAUUUAACACUAUUCGUUUAUCCGAGCUCCUCGGCAGUUCUCCUUGUCGAUGCUUAAUUGUAUUUACAUUUUUUGUAAUUUGAGGAUACACAAAGUUUGGAGUAACUAUAAUUAUUGCAAUGGACAACAAAACCAACACAUUAUAAUGCGCAUUACCUGAAAAGUUUAUUUUUAAUGAUUCAGAAUGUUCAAAUAUUCAUUAUAAACACCAAUUUAACAAAUAGGAAAUACUGUAACUACAUUUAUAAUCAUUGCUAAGUGACCAAUACAGUAUUUCAUUAAUGAUUUUAUAAAUAACAAAGAACUAUUUUCUGUGAGCCAAUGACAUGCAAUGCAGUUUCUAAUUGAUGGAGGUGGGUUUAACCAAGUUAAAAUAAAAGUUAAUAUACUUGUUGUUCUUUCAAAUAUAUAAUAUAUAUCUUAUUUACCCAAAUGUAAGGUGUACUCCUACUCCGAAUCUUUUUCCAAAUGAAAGAAAAUACUCAAAUAUGCUUGAAACUAAUAAUUCCCUUGUUCUUUGUAAAACAACACUUGUUGCUAGUAUCAUGAUACAAGUUCAUUAAGCAAUUGAGUCUUAAAAUCAGGAUGCAA
This is a messenger RNA of Centruroides sculpturatus (bark scorpion), 2551 nucleotides long. RefSeq lists its product as uncharacterized. Lineage: Eukaryota; Metazoa; Arthropoda; Arachnida; Scorpiones; Buthidae. The coding region runs from base 74 to 1465 and encodes 463 amino acids. The transcript has 13 exons. The record is from RefSeq and is a predicted model, not a curated record.